AUGGCGGCAGUCAAGCGCUUCUUCAGCUCCCCUCGCUUCGCCGUGGCGGGUGCCAGCAACGACACUCACAAGUUCGGCUACAAGAUCCUCGCCUGGUAUCAUCAGCACUCACUGCCGGUGACACCACUUAACCCCCGAGCAGCGCAGAUCACCCUGCCCUCGCGUGCUUACGAUACGGUCCCCUCCCCGGUCGCUUUGCCAUCCCCCAAGCAGACUUCCCUGUCAGUCGUGACUCCACCGGCAGUAACCCUUCAGGUUCUGCAAGAAGCACAUUCAGUGGGGAUUCCUGCCGUCUGGCUGCAGCCGGGUACUUUUGACGAUGCCGUGCUGGAGUUUGCUCACAGUCACUUUGAGGCGGUGAUCGCUGGCGAUGGCGGACAAGGGGGCGAGGGAUGGUGUGUCCUGGUGGACGGUGACGAGGGACUGGAAGCUGCUGGGGUUCAAUGGACCAGUCAGAGACUGACUUCUGCUUUUGUUUAUUUCCUUUCCUCUCUAAUCUCCCUUCCAUCCAAUAUGCAUGCCAUAUUCAAAGCCCCGGCGAAGCUCGACCUCUCAAAUGCGUCGCAACUGUUCCAGGUCCCCACGGCCUCCGAAUCGCUGUACUCUCUUUCAGUCCCUCGCAAACGACCUCGUCGGAAUACCGAAAAGCUGUCGUCUCAGUUUGACGAUUUCACUCCAAUGAUCCCGGGCUGCCGAGCUACGAGCGGCGGUAACGACUUCACAUCCGCCGAGUUGGACUACCGUCCCAACCGAUACCGCGAAUCGUUCCUCCCACCGUCCUUCGACUCCGACGACGACUCAAACACAGCUGAUAUUGGAAGUCGCAAACGCACUCGUCGCGACUCUUGCAUCGUGUCUCCAAGCGCGGACGGUCCUAGCCUCUCUACCCCGACAGGAUGGGGUCGAUCGGUGAUUAAGGCUGUGGGCAAAGUCCUCGAUCUGUGUUGGACGGGGGCAUUCCGCGGGUUCUAUGCUGGCGGUGGACAGGGCUAUGACAUGCCUGCAGCAUCAGCGACUUGCGAGCCAAGCUGGCAGUCACCAACCAUCCCAUCCGAGAAAGAGACCUACGCCAACACAUACUGCUCGACUCCUGUGCCCGGCCAAUAUCCCGAUGAAGAGGUCGAUCGGACCUGGGUGGUGGUUUCUCCCCAACCCUCCGAUCCAUUCGUCGGCAACGACUUGCCAAGCCCAUCACUGCGGUCUCGACGAGCUUACCAGGCCUCCAGUCCCCGCCGACGAUCAGCCGUCAUGCCCCGACAUGCGAAGAAGUUGUCCUUCUCCGGUGCGCGCUCGCCCACCAAGAGUCAGGAAUUGUCUUCUCCCAUGUCGGCAGAUAUGCAAAAGCAGGCCGCCAAGAUGCGUCGCAAGGAACGGGAAGAGGAUGCCAGUAUCCAACGCUUGAAUAAACAGCUGCAAGCGAUGAUUCGGGAGGGGAAAGAGGCAUUGGGAACCACUGUGGAAGUGGACGAUUAUGACAUGUACGACUCCGACUAG
Messenger RNA from Penicillium olsonii, 1494 nucleotides. NCBI's taxonomy places the organism in Eukaryota, Fungi, Ascomycota, Eurotiomycetes, Eurotiales, Aspergillaceae. The record is from the annotation of a GenBank genome assembly.